This is a messenger RNA of Filobasidium floriforme, 2333 nucleotides long. RefSeq names its product Gaa1-domain-containing protein. Bases 132 to 2165 code for a protein of 677 amino acids. Gene Ontology annotation, biological process: attachment of GPI anchor to protein. The transcript has 9 exons. NCBI's taxonomy places the organism in Eukaryota, Fungi, Basidiomycota, Tremellomycetes, Filobasidiales, Filobasidiaceae. The record is from RefSeq and is a predicted model, not a curated record. Gene Ontology annotation, cellular component: membrane; GPI-anchor transamidase complex.
UGUCGAGUUCGAUUUGGCCGACAGUCCUCAAUAAUAACUGAACUCUACACAGACACCGGAUCUCAGUCCAUUCAUGAAGUCGGAUUGAUAGCAGGAUAGCUCGUCCAUAUAUUCGCGGCCUCAUCACCAUCAUGCUUCGUCGAGUACUGCAGCGUUUCAACAAGCAAAACCCAGACCAACAGGCGCCAGAACAGACAUGGAAUGAUAGUCCGGAAUCGAGUUCGUUUGUGAGCAAGAUCCGAAGACAAUACCGGAUAAGAGAGCUCGUCUUUGAGAACAUUUGGAUUCUUCGGACGCUCCUGACCGCAAUAGGUUUGCUCUGGUUGUUGCUACUGCCGCUCGAUGAAUUAGGUCGUAGCACGUAUAUGGACGAGAAUGCAGUCUCGCCAGCUCAAACCACAACUCAUUGGAACUGGAACGACGUUCACGUAGCAGACAAUUAUCUCGAACAGCUGGAAGUUUUGGUAGCUAGAAAUUCCUCCUCGGCAGAACGGGCCAAUUUCAUAGUCGCAGAACUGGGAAACCUUGGGAUCUCAGCUUCUACGUCAAGCUAUUCAUAUUCGAAUGUUCAACCACCGGUACAAGGUAUAAAUGCAUACGCCGUUGUCGCACCACCUCGAUCGUCAGGCGUUGAAAGCGUCCUCGUCUCUGCGAAUUGGAAGAGUUUGACCGGGGAGUGGAACCUAAGGGGGAUCGCCAACGUGAUGGCUCUCGCCAAAUUCCUUCGUGGUCAGAAUCACUGGGCAAGGGAUUUCAUAUUUGUCUUUGGUGACGAUCAUAUCGAGGGUGUCGAGGCCUUCCUGGCGACUUAUCACGGGAUGACCGGGUCAGGACUGAUAGCAGAACCUUUGCGCCUUGCGCCUCAAGGUGUCAUCUGGGCCGGGAUCAACAUCGACUAUCCAGGUCAUUCCUUCUCACAUUUGGGCGUGUUUUACGAGGGAGUCAAUGGGGUACUUCCCAACCAAGACUUAUUGAACGCCAUCUACAACAUUGCCCGCUGGACGGGUGGUGUCCCGGUACAAUACCAUUCAGUCUCGGACGACCUCUCGGCGCCUCCUCUCCCAACCUGGAUGCCUUCCGUCCUGCAAACUUGGGCGAAAUCUUCUGCGGUGACGAAAUACUAUCGAGGCGUUCGACACCUGAAGCAACAUUUUUCGUAUGCCGCGCUUGGUAGACCCGCGGGAAGUCACGGCACUUUCGCCAAGUACCGGAUAGAGGGGGUCACGUUGUUUGCCGAACCUGCGACAGGACCCCACGGAUUCCACGCACUAGGAAUUAUCUUGGAGUCGGCACUCCGGUCCAUCAACAAUCUGCUCGAGCGAUUCCACGCCUCAUUUUUCUUCUAUAUGUUGAAUCAUCCGGGCUGGUUCACCAAGAUCGGCAAUUACCUGCCAGCGGCGGUCUUGAUCGGUGCUGGGCUUACCGUUGAGGGUCUGAGGAUGUGGAUUGAGAGCGGUUGGAUCCGAACGGGUCCUGAUGGUGGAAAGGAGGCUCUAGGCAAGCGAUGGACGCGCAGGGACAGGAGAGUCGACCUGGUCCUGCGGAUUCUAGGAGUUGCUUUCCUCAUUGGACUAGGUCGGCUCAAAGCGCAACGAGAUUGGGUCAGGGGGGCCGGACUGUUUGCGCCGCUCGAGAUGUCGCCUUUUGAGUCGGCCCUUCCGACCUACCCGGUUACACUCCUCGCAUCCUACACGCUCUCCGUAUAUAUCGGGAACGUGAUACGGACGAGCAAGCUGGAUCGAGACGCCGUCGUGCUUGCGACAUCGUCCGCUUGCCACAUCUUGGGCGGUGCCAUCAUUACCGCUGUGGCCAUGAUUAAUUUCCCACAGGCAGUCGUACUGGGACUCGGUCUGAGCGUAUUGCUGGCCAUAUCUCGACCUCGUCCAGCCAUGGCUGGCCCACCUGAUCGCGUCGACAGAAAGUCAGCCGACGGAUUCUCCGGCGGACGCAGCGCGAUAAAGUUUAUCCGGUUGUUCACCUUGCAACUGUUCACGCCCGAAGGCGUAGGGUUAAUCUCGCGGGCUAUCGGCGCAUCAUCGGUCGUCGAAAUGGGAUGGCGCAGUCUGGUACGGCAGUGGACACUUCUAGGCAACUGGUUCGUGCCGGGUUUCUUAGGUGUAUGGUGGGUGUUGCAGCUGGUCGCCUGUACGUUAUUGUGGCUGUAAAGACAUCUCAGACGAGCCGACAUGCGAAGAUGCCAUGCGGUUAUCACAACCUCCCACGUCAUCACUACUUUCGCGCCCUGGCUUCGGAAGCAAAUCGACCAGGAAUGUCUUGGCGAACCUUUGUCGAUCUGAUUGCUGAUGGUGCAGUUUCUGCGAAAUGGUCAUCGU